Molecule: messenger RNA, 5176 nt
Organism: Dromaius novaehollandiae (emu)
Lineage: Eukaryota; Metazoa; Chordata; Aves; Casuariiformes; Dromaiidae
Gene: PLEKHB2
Product: pleckstrin homology domain containing B2
Exons: 8
Coding region: 424-1098 (224 amino acids)
Biological process (GO): regulation of cell differentiation
Cellular component (GO): membrane
Source: RefSeq, a predicted model, not a curated record
UGUCAUGUGUGGUAACUUGGAUUUAAUGCAGGAUCCUUGCCUGCCAUUUCAAGUUUCAUUUAAAACCUAAGGAGAACUGAGAAUCUCACUUUAUGGGCUUAACUGUUACCUAUUUACAUGCAUCUUGAAGGGUGCCAGGGACAAUUUGGAAGAAAUAGAAGUCACAAAAACAUCCUUCUUCCUGUUAAACUGAUUCAGCUUUUGUUUUGGCUGGACUUUGAGCCAGUAAAUAAAAAAAAAAAAAAGAGGAAGUUCAGAAAAAGGGAGGGAGGGAGGAAGUGAGCGUGCUUGGUAACUUGAGACUGCAGAACAGAGGAAGCACACGUAUGUCAAGAGAACAACUUUGAAGGCAACUGGUGGUGAAUCAGGAGGCUGUCACACCAGUCUGUCUUAUCCCCGUGGUGGGAGAGAGAUUAAGCAGCAAUGGCAUUUGUGAAGAGUGGAUGGCUGCUCCGGCAAAGUACUAUUUUACGGCGUUGGAAGAAGAACUGGUUUGACCUGUGGUCUGAUGGCCGUUUAAUAUUCUACGAUGAUCAGAAUCGCCAUGAUAUAGAAGAUAAAAUCCACAUGCGAAUCCACUGCAUCAACCUCAGAGUGGGGAAUGAAUGUCGAGAUUUCCAGCCUCCAGAGGGGAAGCAGAGAGACUGUUUACUGCAGAUUGUUUGCCGUGAUGGGAAGACAGUCAACCUCUGUGCAGAGAGUGCAGAUGACUGCCUGGCAUGGAAAAUGGCUCUGCAGGAUGCCAGAACAAACACGGGCUAUGUGGGAUCUGAAGUGAUGUACGAUGAGACAGCCAUUUCCUCAGCCCCUCCUCCCUAUACAGCAUAUGCUACACCAUCACCUGAGGUUUAUGGCUAUGGCUAUGAUCAGUACAAUGCUGGGUAUCCCCCCACUGGUCCUCAAGUCUUCUAUGCCUCCAAUGGACAAGCCUAUGCUGUUCCCUAUCAAUAUCCCUACCCAGGACCUUAUGGCCAGCCCCCUGCAAACCACGUCAUCAUUCGAGAACGUUACCGUGACAGCGAUGGAGAUCUUGCACUGGGCAUGCUUGCUGGAGCAGCAACUGGAAUGGCCCUGGGAUCAUUAUUCUGGGUUUUCUAGAUUCCUCAGUUUCUCAGCAUUGUAGUUCCAAAAGUCUUUAAUUCUGUGUGCAAUAAUAUAUUGGCAAUGUUGUUUACUGUUAAACUUUAAGAAAUGCAAUAGUUAUUUUUCAGUAGUGACAUCUUAAUAACUGAUUCUUAACUGUCCUAAGGAGAGUUUAAAGGCACCAUUUAGUUGAAGUGGUUAAAGACAGCAUGUGCUGCUCUUAAACUCUGUUCUGAUGUUCGGAGUUUUAAGGAUUUGUACCAAUAAGGAUCAAUAUUAGCACCAACAUAAUAUGGUAGCAGUCACUAGGUUUCUGAACAGUUUUAUGUUUAUAAGCACCCCAGAAAGAAUUUUUUUUUGUCCAAAUACAAGGUUUAUAGGAGCCUUGCAUUAAAGUAUAGGUACUAUUGCCUUCCGAACGUUCCUCAGACAGACACAUAGCCUCAACAGAAACUCCUUCGCAUUAGGUGGACGGCCAUACUUGAGAAUUUUUUGUUUUUAAACUUGCCUGCAGAUGGUAAUGUAUUUUCUUAGAUGGAGUCCUAUAUGUAUCUCACACCAUCUAGGCAGAUUAGACUUCGAGAAUGUAUAAGCCAUCUGCUAAGAGACAGCACUCCUCAGUUCUUUCAUUCUCCCAGAUAAUGUGAAUGACCAGUGGCAAGAAGACAAUGGUUGCUCCCUCUUUAUCCUGUAUCACUCUUCUCUGAUCAGACAGAAGUAAUGAAACUUUAGCUUCUAAGUUGUCUUCCAUGUCUGUAGAAAAGACAUUGUCUCCUCAGACACUGUACCAGCUGCUCUGCUGAGGAAGAGGCUGUUGUCUGGCGUGUCUGCUUAUUACUGCUGUCGCUCUGCAGAGUCUGCAGGAGAACUAACUUGAACAAACCUUGCCCUGCUGGGCCUGGCAGAGCCCCUUUGCAUGCAGUAAUAGUAAGAGGGGAAAGAGAGAAACAGCACGAGCAGACCUUGCACACGGGCACUUUAAUAUCAGCUGCCCUGCCAUGGCAGGGAUGGUGUCUACUUCUCAGCCUGCAAGAUUUCCUACACCAGGUUCAUGUCUGCAAGUAGAUUUGAGCACAGCUGAGACUGUGCUUUGUUCUAUGCAUGCUUCCCCCUUGCCUUCAACAGGUCUCUCUUCCCCUCUCACAAUUUGUUAAGAAAAACACUCCAAGGAACCUGGCUGGCUUUGCUCGUGCGUCUGGUUCCUUACACAGUGGCUGCUGCGCUACAGACCCUAACCUGGAGUGGCACUGUUCUGUGGCCUGUUAUGUUGUCCUGUUAUAAUCCACGCUGAGCUGUGCUUGGCAGAGGAAAGAAAUGCACGUGCUUUCAUAAUUAGGUAGAAGAGGCAGGGUGCCUAAGUUGUGUUCUUUAUAGUAAGAGGACUUAUUUUUAUACUUCCACUUUCAGCUUCCUGUAAUCAUACUGUUUUAAUAUUUUAAGGCUUUAUUCUUUUUAAGUUUCAUUUAGAAGUAGAUUAAUUUCCUCAAGGUUGGGAGGGUUUACAGUAUGUCAGAAAAGAUGAAAAUAGAUGAGAGCUGGCACCCAUGUAAAUUUAGACCAAGCCUCAAGCAAGCUUUUUCAUCUCAUCCUGAAGCUGUCUUGGCUGGGCCCUACGUAUUUAAGCAAUACAGGUCUCUGACAACAGUCUGGAUAGCACUAAGUUUUCAUGAUUCUUAAGACCAACCUGAAUAAACUGAAGCCAUCAAAAGGAAACAGACAGAUGUUAUCUUAGCUGCAUUACUAACUGUGGGCCUAAUCCAGGAAAUGCAAGCUUCUUCCAAAGAAACUUUGGAUUGGAGCUGUGUACCUAUGUGCAUGCAAGUCCUACAGAUGAAUAGAAGCUGCAUAUGUUCUGCUAAUGAUAUGCACUAAAAGGACUUACUCUAUUUGUCAGAGGGUCAAAAGAGGACCAAAGCAUAAAGUCUCCUAUUCAUAGUCCAACAAAAGGGAACUGGCAUGCACUACCGAAGUUAUCUUAAGAGGCUUGGUACCGUUGAGCUCACAAAGAGAUGGUGACUGGAACUUAAGUGAACAAACAUUUCUAACUUUUUCAAGCCUUGAGAUAGCCUUGAAGCUGAUUAUAGGUCUACACUGCUGUUUAGAGUAGUUUGAACUUUGCACUCUUAAGUAGUUAUGCAGAAUGCCUCCAUCUCUUUUAUGUGAUACUUAGCUUGUAAGGGUGCGGGGAAUAAAACAAUUGAACAUCACUCCUAACUUCCUUUGAAUUUCAUAAUGAUGGUGAAAGAAUAGCACAAAAUGACUCAGCUAGUAAUUUAUCAUAAGUUCAGAGUUUUUACAAGAAAUGUUGAUCACAGCAGGGGAGCAUGCGUCUUGUGCUUUCAGGAGAUAAGUGCAUCUGGGUCCUGAAUUUAUGAAAGGGAAGUAUAAAAGAUAAAGACUGUCGAUCACAGAACAUUCCUAGGAUUAAUUCAAAGCAAGAAAUGAUCCUUUCUGAAAGUUCAAAUUGGAGUAAGUCCCCAUUUAAAAAGAUAACCUUACCAAGUAGUAUAUUUCUUAGGGGAAAAAUUACAAAGUGAUGCUGAAGGUUCCAGUUUGUUCUUGAUACAAUAGGCUGCUUUUUACAAAAACCAUCAGCUACUUUUUUAUCCUAGCAGCAUAGCCAUUUAGCAGCCAGAAAGUAAAUGUACAAAACUGCACAAAAUCAAAAUAGCAGUUUUCAUAUUGCAGGUGCUCCUAGCCUUCCUGAUCUCAGUGCAGAAAUAAAAGUGGAGACGUUCUUGCUGCAGAAAGCAGCAGCAUGGGGAUAACCGCUUGAGCUCAUUGGUAGCUAAAGCUCAUAGACAUGCUUCCUGAAGACACUGUCCUAAUUCCUGUUCCUCAGGAAGAGUGGUGGUUUGGCCGUAUCUAAUAAUAAUGUCCAGCUGGAUACAUAGUAAUGACUCAAUAGCCCUUGUCUGUCCAGACCAGCGCUUGUUAUGUCUGCAGUUUUGUGGAUGCUGGUGUCAGCUGAAGGAGCAGGGCCAGAGUGGAUGUCAGGGCUUGCCUGAUUUACAGAUAGGUGAUGCCCUAGUGAGGGGAAGAGGCAGAGUUUUGAUACUGCUUAGAGAGACUGAUAGCAGGUUUGGCAAGAUCAUUUCAAAGCUGAUUGAAUGUACAGUCCUAAACAGAUGUUUGCUUCCAAAGGGGGCUGUUCAUGAUGCUGGGAUUCCAGUUACAUGUGUACAGCACCCAAAACACAUGAUUUUAUAACCUCAGGCCCAGUACUUGAGCUCCCUAAAGCUACUGGAACUCCACAGCUAUUACACUGCUUUUUGCAGUGUCUGUGAUCAGUUAAGGAUGACAAAAUCUAUUCCAUAGCAGCUACAGUCCAUUCAUCGUUAAAUGGCAGUGCUUGCAGAGUUAAUGAGUCUGUGCAUUCACAUGUAACUAGUUACUCCUGCAUUCCCUCUUAUGGACAGCUGGACAAAGCUAGGCUUCCAAAGAGUGGGGUGGAAACUCUUCACCUUCUGGUAAGCCAGAGUAUGCUAAAGGGGUCAGCCAGGGCCUCCUCCAAAAUUCUUAGUCACACGUGAAACAUAGCUACUGACUUCUGCUGCUUAAAGGUGGAGUGGGGGGGGAGGGGGGGAAAGGGGGGCUGGGAAGUGAGCCUGUUCCAGUGAGUGGAGGCUUAUGAACUUAGGAGGUGAGAGUGGGAAGUGUUUGUGGACAGAGCAACUGCACUGACUUCUGGCAAAGAUGCUUCCUUUUCUAGUGCUGAAGCACCUUCUGAGCUGUGCUUAGAUGGAACUGCCCUAAGUAUCAUGCAAAACAGGCUUCAUUUUUUUUCCUUGAGUGAAGACUCAAUAGUUCAUUGAGCCGGCUAAGCAAACUGAAGAAAGGAGAAAGAAUUCACAGCUGUGUUCCUCAAAUGUCUGUCUGUGUCUUUUCUUCCUCAUGAUACGCCUAAGUAGACAUUACAUAUAAUGCAUAAAUCAUAGAGGGUAGCAUGCAAUAAAUGCUUUUGUUUCUAGAUACUCCACAUUUUGUGUUCUUCUCAUGUACUCCCUACCUGAACUGCUGCUUUUGCUAUAUGUUCUUAUUAUUAAUUUAUAAGAAAAUAUCUUUAGCAAUAAAAUUCAUAUUUAAGUGCAAA